Messenger RNA from Momordica charantia (bitter melon), 2978 nucleotides. Its product is annotated as oligomeric golgi complex subunit. Lineage: Eukaryota; Viridiplantae; Streptophyta; Magnoliopsida; Cucurbitales; Cucurbitaceae. Gene Ontology annotation, cellular component: COG complex. The record is from RefSeq and is a predicted model, not a curated record. Gene Ontology annotation, biological process: intra-Golgi vesicle-mediated transport.
UUCAGGCUCUUCCCCCUUCGCAUUAACUCUCACAGCAUUUUCACUCCACAACAACAAUGGCGACGCGCGUAUCAGAAACAGAACCAGACUCCGAAUCCUACUUCCUCCGUUCGGAAUCAUGGCUUCCGGCGCCAGAUUUCGAUAUCGCAGGCUGCGAACAAUGCGAAAUCACCGAAGCGACGGAGAAGAAGAUACAAUAAAUCACGCGAUUCUGGAAGGGGUAUGGAACUGGAACAAGUUCAGGAGAUUGGGCGGAGGUAGAAGACGAUUGAAGAAGGUGUCGGUUCCAGGGUUGAGAAAGUACCUGCGGAGGCGAAGCAGAGCGUUGUUUGCUCGAUUUAGGGCUUCGUGGAGUGGAGCUGUGAGGAGAUUGAAGAAUGGAGGGGUUCACGUGAACGAUCUGUUUGGGGGAAAUUAUCUGUGCUUCCAAAGUAUUGCGCAACGGCGUCGUUUGUGGGUUCAACCGUCAUCGGGAUCACAGUCACUGCAAGACGAAGAAGGCGGGAGCUGAGGGAAAGAACAAACAGAACAUCGCGAGACAGAGAUCUGAGAGAGAGAGAAAAGAAGAGAAAUGGGGACAACAAUGGCGGGCCUCGCGCCGGGACUCUCUCGGAAGCUGAAGAAAGUGUUGGAAUCAAGGACUGAUACGCCGGAGGUUCUCGGUUCCCUCAACACCCUCUCCACUUUCUACACUGACAACAACCCUCAAAAUCGUCGCAACCUCAGAUCCACCAUCGAGAAGCGCUCUCUGUCCAUCAACAUCGAAUUUCUUCGCGCAUCCGAUACUGCUCAGCAGGCGUUGGAUCGCGUCGAGGAGGAGGUCAAUGUUCUUGCCGAUUGCUGCGAUAGAAUUGCAAAGGCUUUAAAUAGUUCUAGUGCUAGCAUUGGGGACAUUAUUAGUACCACAGAGCGGCUAAAGCAGGAACUUGAAAUUACUACGCAGAGGCAAGAGAUUGUGUCAUGCUUUGUUCGUGAUUAUCAGAUAUCUAAUGAAGAGAUAAAUGCAUUGAGGCAUGAAGAUCUAAAUGAAAAGUUUUUCAAGGCUCUUUCCCAUGUUCAAGAAAUUCAUGCUAAUUGCAAAACACUUCUAAGAACACAUCACCAGCGUGCAGGUUUGGAGCUGAUGGAUAUGAUGGCAGUAUACCAAGAAGCAGCAUAUGAGCGGCUGUGCAGGUGGGUUCAGACAGAGUGCAGGAGUCUAGGAGAAAGUGAUAAUCCCGAAGUCAGUGAACUAUUGAAAACAGCUGUUCGCUGUCUUAGGGAAAGGCCCGUCCUUUUCAAGUAUUGUGCUGAGGAGGUUGCAAAUAUGAGGCACAAUGCAUUAUUUAGGAGGUUUAUCAGUGCUCUUACACGUGGAGGACCAGGUGGCCUGCCUCGACCUAUUGAAGUACAUGCUCAUGAUCCUUUACGUUAUGUUGGGGACAUGUUAGGGUGGCUGCAUCAGGCAUUGGCAUCUGAGCGUGAGCUUGUACAUAUACUACUAGAUCCAGAUGCAGUAAUUGAUGCUGGACCAACUGCCAACAGGUUCUCCACGAAGUUGGAGAAUGAAUCUGGAAAAACAGAAAAUGACCUAACCUUUGUUUUGGAUAGAAUUUUUGAAGGAGUUUGCCGGCCGUUUAAAGUGAGAGUUGAGCAAGUGCUGCAGUCUCAACCAUCUCUGAUUAUUUCAUAUAAACUCAGCAACACCCUGGAGUUUUACAGCUAUACGAUUUCAGAUUUGCUUGGAAGAGAUACGGCUCUAUGCAAUACCCUGUGGAUGCUAAAUGAUGCCGCUCAGAAGACUUUUUUUGAUAUCCUUAAAAGUAGAGGGGAGAAGCUUUUGAGAUUUCCUUCCUUUGUUGCUGUUGAUCUCGCUCCACCACUGGCAGUUAGAGAAGGAGCUUCUGUGCUGCUGGAAAUAAUCGAUACUUAUAAUAGCAUGAUGGUUCCAGCUUCAGGGAAAAAGGCUGCUUUUGAGCCGGUGUUAUCUGCUUUACUUGAUCCCAUAAUUCAGAUGUGUGAGCAAGCAGCAGAGGCUCACAAGUCCAAGGGAGCUGGCCACAUAUCAAGAAGAGGUAGGACGAACUCUGAUUCUAGCCAGAAUAGUAAAUCUUCAGUAGAUGCACUAUUGUCCCAAAGCAGCCCUGCUCCAGCAUCUCAGGACACUGAAACACCUUCUAAGAUCUUCCUCAUCAACUGUCUGUGCGCCAUCCAACAACCGUUAUCUGGACAUGAGGUUGCAUCUGAAUAUGUCAAGAAACUUGGAGGGAUGAUAAUUAAUCACUUAAGCGUGCUCGUAGAAAAAGAAGUUGACGCAAUCUUACGAAGAUGCGGCUUAUCUCAGAAGAUGACAUAUUUUCGUAGAAGUUCAGAAGCAGGCGAUGCAGCAAAUGGGCUGCCGUUGGCGGAGAUUGAAGACACGUCCCCGGCUUCACUUUCAGAGAGCUUGAAGGCUUUCUUUGGGCUUGUUCUGGGAAGUGAGAGUUCACUUCCAGAGUUCGAGCUAUUGCAGGUUCCCAAGUUGCGGUCGGAAGCCUGUAUUCAAGUGGCUCGAUCACUUGCCGAAGCUUACGAGCUUAUUUACGAGGCAAUCAUGGAUCCUGACAAUGGCUACUCGGACCCCAAGUCACUUGCAAGGCAUCCUCCAGACCAGAUAAGAACAAUUUUGGGAAUAUAGAACUAUAAAGGUUUUUGUAGGACAUUAUAUUUUGAUUUGAAAUAUCAUCCCAAUGAAUAAUUUGCUAUUUACUAUUAUUCUUCCGAGUCAAAGUUAUAGAUUAAACUGCUGUAUGUUGUACAGAAUGUGGUCAAGAUCUAUUACCUGAUCAGGCUACCAAUAUACUCGUUCUUGUUAAUUCUUCUCCUCUUUCGUUUCUUUUUCUCGUCUCGACUAGAGGCUUGUUCGACCACUGGCAAACAUUAUACCGAGGAACCGAACAGGGCAUCUCGUUUAUUUCAAUUUAAGAAAGAGAGCAACAAGAACAUUGUUAUGUGAUGAA